This is a messenger RNA of Siniperca chuatsi (mandarin fish), 7433 nucleotides long. Its product is annotated as E3 SUMO-protein ligase PIAS1-like. Gene Ontology annotation, biological process: regulation of transcription by RNA polymerase II; protein sumoylation. NCBI's taxonomy places the organism in Eukaryota, Metazoa, Chordata, Actinopteri, Centrarchiformes, Sinipercidae. The transcript has 13 exons. Bases 338 to 2428 code for a protein of 696 amino acids. The record is from RefSeq and is a predicted model, not a curated record. Gene Ontology annotation, molecular function: zinc ion binding; transcription coregulator activity; SUMO ligase activity.
CCUAUAAAAAGGAGUCUCAUUACCAAGGUGUCACAGAAGAAACAUCUCAUGAUGGGUAAAAGCAAAGAGCUUUCUCAAGACCUUCGCAACCUUAUUGUUGCAAAACAUACUGAUGGCAUUGGUUACAGAAGGAUUUCAAAACUUCUGAAUGUUCCAGUGAGCACUGUUGGGGCCAUAAUCCGGAAGUGGAAAGAACAUCAUUACACCAUAAACCGGCCACGACCAGGUGCUCCUCGCAAGAUUGCUGACUGAGGAGUGAAAAUAAUUAUCAGAAGAGUUGUUCAAGAGCCGAGGACCACUUGUGGGCAGCUUCAGAAGGACCUGGAAUCAGCAGCAAAUGGUGAUGAGCCUGCGGGUGUCGGAGCUGCAGGUGUUGCUGGGCUACGCUGGGCGCAACAAGCACGGACGCAAGCACGAGCUGUUGACCAAGGCACUGCAUCUGCUGAAGGCCGGCUGCAGCCCCGCUGUGCAUAUGAAGAUCAAAGAGCUCUACCGACGACGUUUCCCUGCCAAAAUGAUAUCCCACUCAGAGCUGGCCAUGCCCGGACCACACCACCCUGCCACAGCUGGAGUGGUUGGAGGAGGGGGCGCCGCACUGCCUGCUGGCCUGACACAGCUGGCAUAUGAGGGUCACGCCGGUCACGGUGGAGCCCCAUCGCCCGCUGCCUUACUGCCCCUCUCACUGCUCGGCCCAGGGAAACACGAGUUAACCGGGCUGACGCACCACCUGUCCACCUCGGCCACGCUGCACCCAGUCCACCCAGAUGUCAAGCUCCAGAGGCUGCCCUUCUACGACAUGCUGGACGAGCUCAUCAAGCCAACCAGUCUAGCAUCAGACAACAGCCAGCGAUUUCAGGAGACGUGUUUUGCUUUUGCAUUAACGCCACAGCAAGUCCAGCAGAUCAGCAGCUCAAUGGACAUCUCGGGGACCAAAUGUGACUUCUCAGUUCAAGUUCAGUUGCGGUUUUGCCUGUCGGAGACGAGCUGUCCUCAGGAAGACCAUUUUCCACCCAAUCUGUGUGUGAAAGUCAACGGGAAGCCGUGUAACCUGCCGGGUUAUCUUCCUCCAACCAAAAACGGCGUAGAGCCCAAGCGGCCCAGCCGGCCUAUCAACAUUACCUCACUGGUCAGAUUGUCCACCACAGUCCCUAAUACCAUUGUGGUGUCGUGGACCGCUGAGAUUGGAAGGAGUUACUCCAUGGCAGUGUACUUGGUGAAGCAGCAGUCAUCCACAGUGCUGUUACAGAGACUACGGGCAAAAGGCAUCAGAAACCCAGACCACUCCAGAGCACUCAUCAAAGAGAAGCUAACAGCAGACCCAGACAGUGAAAUAGCCACGACCAGCCUUCGAGUGUCGCUGCUCUGCCCGCUGGGGAAGAUGCGGCUGAUGAUUCCAUGCCGGGCGCUGACAUGCUCCCACCUGCAGUGCUUUGACGCCACACUCUACAUCCAGAUGAAUGAGAAGAAGCCCACCUGGGUUUGUCCUGUCUGUGACAAGAAGGCCCCCUAUGAACACCUCAUCAUUGACGGGCUUUUUGUGGAGAUCCUCAACAGCUGCAUGGACUGUGAUGAGAUCCAGUUCAAGGAGGAUGGCAGCUGGGCCCCCAUGAGGUCUAAGAAGGAAGUGCAGGAGGUCUCCUCUGCUUCCUAUAACAACGGCCUGGAUGGUUCAUGUCGGACGUCUGCGGGCUCAGAUCAGCGGAGCUCCUCCUCGUCCAGCCACGGUGGCAGCGACAGCAGUAAUAGCAAGAAAGUGGAGGUGAUCGACUUGACACUGGACAGCUCCUCAGAAGACGAAGGACAGGAUUCACCGCCGCCACUGCCGCCUCCACCCAAAAGAGCGUGUCCAUCUAUGUCGCCGACCUCGCCGCCCAUCAUCAACAAAGGAGUGUUGAACCUGCACCACCAGGCCUCUCCUGUGAGCCGCACUCCCAGCAUGCCAGCCGUGGACACCAGCUACAUCCCCCCUGUCCCCCCACUUAUCCAGGACUACAGACCCUACUACCACACCCCCAACGACCUCUCAGAGUUGAACUUCUUCUCUUUUCUUCAAGGCGACAAUCAUCAGCAUUACAACAUGGUGAUGGCAGCAGCAGCCGCCGCUUCAACCUCAGACGACCACGAGCUGCUUCUCAACCGCUUCCUGCCCUACAGCACCUCCUCCUCCUCCCAGCUGUUCCUCGACCAAUCAGGAGCCUCCUCAGCCACUUCGCUGACCGUGCCGACCAACGGGGCGAGCAACUCGGGCAGCACCAGCAGCCUGGUCUCAUCCAGCAGCCUCCGUGACACUCACUCCACACACUCGUCUUCACACUCGGGCUCACACUCCUCACACACACACCCUGGGGUGGUGGCCAGCCGGAGCAGCACUGAAGCAGCAGUGGCAGCUAUUUACGGAGGGAUACCUGACGUUAUAUCAUUGGACUGACUCAAGGAGAGUCAAGACUACACUUUGGGUCCAGCUACGAUCCAGUAACAAACCCAAUGGCAAACUUUUGACUGCAGGGUAAAGUCUUGAUCCAGAAACUAGACUGGCCCAAGUCAUUAAACUUAGAACGUUUGUGGAGUCGCAAUGACAAGACUGCCUCAAGAAGAGCACUAAUAUUAUGAGUGGGUAACGGGCCUGAGGGUUCCCUUCACGACACUGACCUGAGAACAGUACUGAGUCAUCACUUAAAGGUCAGCUGUGGACAUUGUGUUGGUAUACUGACUUCAGAUCAGAAACCUGUACAGCAUGAGAACCCACAUUACUUCUAUACAGGUACCACCCCGGCACAAAGAGCAAAGACGCUACCUGAGCAAAAACACAAAGGAGGAAGGCUCUUUUUUAUAAAAACGAGGAGUGGCACCGUGUACAGAGAACAAAAUAUAUUUUCCUCUUUUACUUUUGUAUGUUAAAUCGGGACAGUUUCAGUCUAGUGAGCUGCUUCAAUUGCUGUUUUUAAGUGGAGGAAUGAGGUUGGGUUUUUUUUUUCACAAAAGCUUAUACAUAUGCCUGUUGCCAUGUGGUUAUCUUUUUCUUCUCUUUUAGCUCUAUCCUGCUUAAAUUUACCAUUUGCAUUUCUUCAGUAUAAAGUUCUCUCCCUUUUUAUCUUUCUCUCUUGCUCGAGCUCAUUUUUAAAUUCAUGGUGUUUUAUUUCUCUAUCCAAUGACAAGAACUUUUCAGACACUGAAUUUACAGUUUAUUCAUGUACUAAUAAUUUUAUUAUGCUUGUUAAGUUAUGUAUGAUAUUUGAACAGUUAUAAAUAUAUAUAUAUAUAUAUAUAUAUAUAUAUAUAUAUAUAUAUAUAUAUAUAUAUAUAUAUAUAUAUAUAUAUAUAUAUAUAUAUAUAUAUAUAUAUACAUGUGUGUGCAUUCCCUUUGACCUUCAGGUUAAUACUGUGGGGAGUGUGUAGGUGGAAAUUAGCCAUUUCUGUUUUUUUAUUUUCACUCCUUGAUUUCCAACUCCUUACAAAGACUCUGCCGGGAUACAUUUAGAAAUGGAGACUUUAGACUAUUUAUACUUGCCAAUUUAGAGUUUUGAGCUGGAAGAGUUUGUCUUUUUUUGCACAAUGCCAAAAAUAAGAUAUGGUACCUAUGAAAAUUAUCACAAUAAUCAGAGUGCAGUUGAAUCUGUGUGCCACUGUGUUUCAGUCAAGUGUUCACUUCCUCGGUUUCAGCUGUUGGUUAUUUAGACACUCAAACUUUUGUCUUCUCAGUUUCAUCGUUUUAUGCUUGACUUUUAAAAAGUAAUUACAAUGAAAGUCAAGCUGUUGUAGCAGUUUCAGGCAUCCAUGACGUGACCAAGCUUAAACUAGUGCCUGUUUGUAUGCAUGCUUCACAGCGUGUUUGGGAUUGAGUUUUCAAACUCAUAAGAAUGUCUUAAAUGGUCACCCACAACCUCUGUCCCAUCUCUGUCGAAGGUUUUUAUCUAGGGAGUUAUCAUUGAGAAACUGAUUGUAGAAAAGCAGUGUAAGCAGACAGUUUAGUGCCACAGUGAACGAGGGAUAUCUCAACAUGCCAACUUAAACUGGGCACAAAGCCAGCUGGUUUAAAAAUACAUGACCUGGCUGUAACUUAAAAACCCUACAAACUAGUCUGCGUACAAUGUGGAAGUGUCAAACUGAGAUGGAGGCUUCAGGAUGCCCCAAUGUUGUCUAAAAAAAACAGAGUUUGCUCAUGAAUGUAUUGUACAAUUUUAAGAGUGAACACGCUUUUAGUCUUUGCCUCCAUUUCUGGUCACAUUACCUGUGACAUACAGUAGAUCUAGUGCCCCUCCUGCCCAGUCAGCCCACCCCUCCUCCAGCCUGUGUGUCCUUGAAACCUUCCCAGAGUCUCCUCUUAUCAGCCUCUCCUCGAUGUUCCACUUCCAGACGUCCGAGACAGGCAGCUCAAUUCAGAGCUUAAUUAUUUCCAUCUCAAUGAGAUAAUCACUUCUGACAGCAACCCCCAUCACCUGACAUCCCCUAUCCUGUCCUUCAGCAACUAACUGGGAGGCUUAGACAACCCAAAAUGACCCCCACCCCUCCUUGCCACCCGUGCUCUCUCUUGGCAUCUUUAACUUUAUUUCCUGUUCUUCUCAUGGGAACCAACCCCGGCUUUCAAACUGACUCAGUCAUUUGCCGGAACAAGUCUUGUGUAUUUCCUGUGUUCAGUAUUUUAUUUAUUUUGUAUUCUUAUUUCUAUAUAUUAUAUUUUUUACAAAUUGUCUGAUUUCCAUGGGUGAGUGUGAGAGUCACUGUCACUUGGGAUAUGAUUUUAUUUAAUAUGCAUUUUAUUAUUCUUUGCCAGCAUCGUGAUUUCUCAAAAAGGUACCAUGUAGUUAUUUGUCAUGGAAAUACCUGUGUGUAUUUUCUUGGGCACCGACAUGUUAACAUUUUAGAAUAAGGGCACAAAACACAUGCUUAAUUAAUACGUGCAUGAUUCAGGAUGUAUUGUGAACUCCUAUUGUUCACCAUUAACACAUCAUCAAGUCACUAUGAGUUUAUGUGAUUAAUAAACGCUUAAUGGCAAAUAUUAUUUUACACAAAAUUAGCUGUAAUCCAUAGAAAAAGGGCAGUACUGAUUCUUAUCGAAGUAUGAAGCUGUUUUUAUCAAACUGGUAGUAAGAGGCAGACAUUGAUGUGUUGCUGUAUGACCCUACAGUCAACAGAAACAACCUCUAGUAAAGUUGGCAAAUCACAAUCAGAUUCCUGACUCAAUAUGGCUUUUAGUCAUGCUAGCAUAGUGUGUCUAGGGAUGGCAAUGUUGGUCGGUCAGUUGGUCCACCACUUCUCUCUUCGUCUCAACAACUAUUAGAUGGAUUGCCAUGAAAUUUUAUACAGACAUUCAUAGUCUCCAGAGGAUGAAUCCUACUGACUUUUGUGAUCCUUUGACUUUUCCUCUAGUGCCACCAUGAGGUCAAAGUUUGUCCAAUACUUUAUGGCUAAAAACCUGCAAAACUAAUCACAUUCCCAUCAGCCUCAGCUGUACUUUGUUUUUAGGCUGAUAAGAAAAUGUUAGCAUGCUAACAUGCUAAACUAAGAAGGUGAACACUGUAACCAUUAUAUCUGCUUAACAUCUGCAUGUUAGCAUCCUGAUGUUAGCAUUUGUGCCCAAGUGCAGCCUCUUGUUCAUUCUCACUUCAUUACAAUGUAAACUGUUGACGUAUGGGUAAUGUGUGUCCAUUCACAGCCUGUUUGGCCAACUGGCACCUGCUGGAUGUCUGUUGGUUUUAGUGCACCAUUCUCUUCCCUGCUACACUCAACUUCUUUCAGCAACAAAAAUAUAUAAACAAAAUGAAAAAAAGACUCACUUGCUAGCUUGUAAAUGUGACAUAAACAAAGGGUCAUGCAGCAACAUGCAGAUGUUUGCAUCUGACUAUGAGUUUGAUAAAAACAGCUUGAUAUUUCUGUUAGAAGAGUUACGGUUGUGCUUUCAGAGAAGCUGAUCAAAUGCAUGCAUCUGAAAUGGCCUUUUCUAUUAUCCCUGUCCAAAGAAAACCAUGUAUCCAAAUUUGGGAAUUUUGAAUUUUCCUGAGACCUUUAUGGGUUGAGAAAAAUCUCGAACUUCUUGAGCUAAAUAAACCUUUUAAAAAAAACUUUGGAUUAGCUAAAAAUGUAUGGUCACAGAGCAGAAAACAAGGGUGUUUUUCUUAGCUCAUGAAAAGUAGACAUUUUGGAGAUGCAUGGUUUUCACAGAACAGCGAUGAUACUGUAAGUAACUUUUAAGUAACAUUCAUUAACUGAUGAUCCAUAAAGUGUUAACUAAUCACAAAAGAGCUCACAGUGACUUGAUAAUUUCUUAAUAGUGAGCAGUGGGAAUUCAUAAUACAUCCUGCGUUAAAUCAUCAUGACUUGUGCAUUAGUUAUUUAGUACUUAAGCAUGUGUGUUUGUACCUUUAUUACAGUGUUACCCUGACUUCCUAUACUAAUGAAGAUGUUGAUCCUUUUAGUUUCCAUCAUGUUAAUUUGAAUAUUAAUCACCAGUGUUUGGGUACUUGAUAAGGUGGUCACAGUUAACGAAUGCCUUUGAUCACGAUUUAAUUUAUUUGAACUACUUAUUUCGUCACGCUUGUCAUGAGACGGUGCAGCAGAUUGCGAAUGCGCACAUGAAGUGAGAGAGCAGACCGUGUUGAAUGUGUUUCUGUUAAAGUGCUCUACAUACUGGGGGUCUAAAAUGUCUGAUUGCAUGCAGGGAUGGAUAAGCACAGGGCUGUUUCCAUCUCGAUCCCUCUCCAACUUCAGUCACACACAGGUGUGAACACGUGUGUAGUAUAUAUACAGCAUUUUUGCAGCAGUUUAUAUGUUUGCUGGUUCGAAGUGUGUGAGGAAACUGGGCCAAAACCAGCGUCUGCACAAAAUACAGUGAAUGGAAUAUGGCCACUAUUAUCAGUAGUUACUCUUAACGGUGUUUUGAAAAUCUCCACAGGCAACCUUGACAAAGCAGCUCAACUCUUUGGUUGUCAUGAUUUCUCACCUUAGAUAAAAGGGAAAAGUCAACAAUGUGUAUAUUAUGUCUGUAUGGAAACCCGAAAACUGAAAUUUCAGAUCCAAACAUGGGUGUUUGAUGUCUGUUUGUAUGCUUUUUGUGUGUCAAUUCAGAGCGAGAGAAUAAAUUAAUUUAUAUAUUUUUUAGAAAAUGAAAGCUGUACUAUUAUAAUUAAAAAAGGACUGUGGCCAAUAAAGAGUCUUACACAAGUGAAAUAAUCUCAAAGUCAGACUCGAGUCGACAUCUGCACUCACUGCCUUAAAACAUUCACAGGUUCUGUUUCACGGCUCCAAUCCGAGAAAAAUCAUAAAAAGGCUUUUCAAGGAGGGCGAGGAGAAGACAAUGUACAGUAGACCCUCGUCAGUUUGUACAAAUAUACUAAGUGAAAAAAAUAUUUAUUACCUGCAUUGGAAGAAAUUGUUUACUUGUUGAAUGUUACCUGUUUAUGUAGAAAAGUUUAGAUGUAAUAAAAUGCAUUCUGUUA